GCUCUGACGUCGUAAGGGGUUCUCAAAUCUUUUUAAACCCCCCGGCUUGCCCUUCUCUUCAUUUAGUGACAAGUGAACAAGUCUCUUCUAACUCAGCUGUACCGACCUGUCUUUAUUUUUCUGCUUCACGAUCUGCCGUCUCUUUUUUAAAUUUCCUGCUCUGCUCUGAGCUGUCUAUUAAGAACCAGAUAACAUAUUUCUCACAAGUUUGUCAAUUAAAAAGAGGACUCGCUGUUUUCAAAACGAAACUUGGAUUCCUUAAUUUAUAAUUUUGCUGUCAGGUUUGCUUGGUUUGACAAGCACGAUCAUUUUAGCAAGAAGCUGUGUUUUUUUUUUUUUUUUUUUUUUAAGUUUUAAAAAAGUUUUCACAGUGCGCGCGCGCCUGGCACUGCCCUGCAAAACUAUUUUAUUGUUUCUCCCCUACGUGCAGUGGAUUUCACAGUGGCCUCGUUGAUUGCGGUAUAAAAAGGGGCAAAGAGACCGAAACCAUGAUGAGCAAUAACACAUACUACGACCAGCAGCAGCCUCCGUACUACCAAGACACCAAUAACGGGGAAGACCAGGAAGAGAUGCCUGCCACAGAGAAGGACCUGGCUGAAGAUGCCCCGUGGAAGAAAAUCCAACAGAACACCUUCACCCGAUGGUGCAACGAGCACCUGAAAUGCGUCAAUAAAAAGAUCAACGAUCUGCAUAAAGAUCUGAGCGAUGGGCUGAAGCUGAUCGGUUUGUUGGAGGUCCUGAGUCAGAAGAAAAUGUACAGAAAAUACCACCCCAGACCUAACUUUAGACAGAUGAAAUUCGAAAACGUUUCGGUGGCACUGGAGUUUCUGGAUAGAGAACAUAUCAAACUGGUAUCUAUAGACAGCAAAGCUAUUGUAGAUGGGAACCUGAAGCUGAUCCUGGGCCUGAUCUGGACCCUCAUCCUGCACUACUCCAUCUCCAUGCCCAUGUGGGAGGAUGAGGACGAGGAGGACGCCAAAAAACAGACGCCCAAGCAAAGGCUGCUGGGAUGGAUCCAGAACAAGAUCCCGCAGAUGCCCAUCACCAAUUUCCACAGAGACUGGAAGGACGGCAAAGCUUUGGGUGCCUUGGUGGACAACUGUGCGCCAGGCCUGUGCCCUGACUGGGAGUCCUGGGACCCUAACCAGCCUGUGGAGAAUGCCAGGGAAGCCAUGCAGCAGGCCGAUGACUGGCUGGGUGUGCCUCAGGUGAUCGCUCCUGAGGAGAUUGUCGACCCCAAUGUAGAUGAGCACUCUGUGAUGACUUACUUGUCACAGUUUCCCAAAGCCAAGCUGAAGCCUGGGGCGCCACUCCGAUCCAAACAGCUGAACCCAAAGAAAGCCAGGGCCUAUGGACCAGGUAUCGAGCCCCACGGUAAUAUUGUGCUGAAGCCUGCAGAGUUCACUGUGGAGACGGUUGAUGCUGGUCUGGGAGAGGUGCUGGUUUAUGUGGAGGAUCCGGAAGGGCAUAAUGAAGAGGCCAGAGUUAUUGCCAACAAUGACAAAAACAGAACCUACUCUGUUACUUAUGUCCCCAAAGUUGCAGGACUUCACAAGGUGACAGUGCUGUUUGCAGGUCAAAAUAUUGACAAGAGCCCCUUCAUGGUCAAUGUUUCCAUGGCAAUGGGUGAUCCCAACAAAGUGUCAGCUCGGGGACCUGGGUUGGAGCCUGUAGGAAACAUUGCCAAUAAGCCCACCUACUUUGACAUCUACACAGCCGGUGCUGGAGCAGGAGAUGUGGGCGUCAUCAUUGUGGACCCCCAGGGCCGUCGUGACACAGUGGAGGUCAUCCUGGAAGACAAAGGGGACAGCAUUUACCGCUGUACCUAUCGCCCUGUGCUGGAAGGGCCCCACACUAUCUAUGUCACCUUCGCAGGGACCCAAAUCCCCAAGAGUCCUUUUACUGUCAACAUAUCAGAAGCUCCCCCGUCUGUCCAGCCAGUUGGGGCUCGAGCUAUUCAGAUUAUCCCUCAGUCUAUACACACCCCACCAACUGAAAAGCCAAAGAAAGCCCCACCCCCAACUCCACCUAAACCACGGCAACCAACCUGCAACCCCAAUGCCUGCCGGGCUACAGGCCGAGGCCUGCAACCUAAAGGGGUCCGGGUGAAGGAGGUGGCUGACUUCAAGGUGUUCACGAAAGGAGCCGGAAGUGGAGAGCUUAAGGUGCUUGUAAAAGGGCCAAAAGGUACAGAGGAGCCAGUGAAAGUCACAGAAGUCGGUGAAGGAGUGUUUGAAUGUGAAUAUUACCCUGUGAUCUCGGGAAAAUACACUAUCACUAUCACUUGGGGAGGAUGCGCUAUCCCAAGGAGCCCCUUCGAAGUCCAGGUCUGUGCUGAAGCUGGGGCGCAGAAGGUGCGAGCUUGGGGCCCUGGUCUGGAGACCGGCAUGGUGGGCAAGUCGGCCGACUUUGUGGUGGAGGCCAUCGGAACUGAAGUGGGGACCCUUGGUUUCUCCAUUGAGGGUCCUUCUCAAGCUAAAAUUGAAUGUGACGACAAAGGUGACGGCUCCUGCGAUGUUCGCUAUUGGCCGACCGAGCCUGGUGACUAUGCCGUCCAUGUCAUCUGUGAUGACGAGGAUAUCAAAGACAGCCCCUUCAUGGCUCACAUCCUUCCCGUUGUCAAUGCUGUAUUCCCAGAAAAGGUUAAAGCCUAUGGCCCAGGACUGGAGCAAACAGGCUGUAUUGUUAACAAACCAGCAACAUUUACCAUUGAUGCCCGGGGAGCAGGCAAGGCAGAACUCAAGAUCUAUGCACAGGAUGCUGAAGGUAUCCCCAUCGAUAUCAAGAUUACUGAUAACGGAGAUAACACAUUCAUCUGUGUUUAUAUCCCCACUAAACCAAUCAAGCACACCAUCAUCAUUACAUGGGGCGAAGUCAACAUCCCUCACAGUCCAUUCAGGGUUAACAUUGGAGAAGGCAGCCACCCGGAACAUGUCAAGGUGUACGGCCCUGGAGUAGAAAAGACAGGACUCAAGGCAAAUGAACCCACAUACUUCACAGUUGACUGCGGUGAAGCAGGGCAGGGUGAUGUGAGCAUUGGUAUUAAGUGCGCCCCGGGAGUUGUGGGGCCUGCAGAGGCUGACAUUGACUUUGACAUCAUUAAGAACGACAAUGACACCUUCACUGUGAAAUACACCCCACCUGGUGCCGGCCGCUACACUAUCAUGGUGCUGUUUGCUGACCAGGAAAUUCCCUUGAGCCCCUUCCGGAUUAAAGUUGAUCCAUCCCACGAUGCCAGCAAGGUGAAGGCAGAAGGUCCAGGGCUCAGCAAAGCUGGUGUGGAGGUGGGCAAACCAACCCAUUUCACAGUCUUCACUAAGGGCGCUGGCAAGGCCAAACUGGAUGUUAAUUUUACUGGUGCCAUAAAAGGAGAAGCAGUGCGAGACUUUGAGAUCAUUGAUAACCAUGACUACUCUUACACAGUGAGAUACACUGCAGUACAGCAGGGUAAUAUCACUAUCUCGGUUACCUACGGUGGAGAUCCCAUUCCCAAGAGUCCAUUCACUGUUAGUGUGGCUCCAUCCCUUGAUCUCAACAAGGUCAAAGUGCAAGGACUUAACAACAAAGUGGAUGUUGGUAAAGACCAGGAGUUCACGAUCAACACUCAUGGGGCAGGAGGACAGGGAAAGGUGGAUGUGAAAAUCACCUCCCCAUCUCGUCGACCCAUCCCCUGCAAGGUCGAGACAGGCACCACCAAUGAUGUGCACUCUGUGAAGUAUAUGCCCCCUGAGGAGGGGCCCUACAAAGUGGAGGUCACCUAUGAUGGGAACCCUGUGCCUGGAAGCCCCUUCACUGUGGAGGGGGUCAUGCCCCCAGAUCCUUCCAAGGUGCGUGCCUAUGGCCCUGGCCUGAAGGGAGGGAUAGUGGGCAAACCAGCUCCCUUUGCCAUUGAUACUAAAGGAGCUGGCACUGGUGGACUUGGUCUUACAGUGGAAGGUCCUUGCGAGGCUAAGAUCGAGUGCCAGGACAACGGUGACGGCUCCUGCUCCGUCUCUUACCUGCCCACCGAGGCUGGAGAGUAUGCCAUCAACAUUCUCUUUGCCGAGGCUCACAUCCCCGGAUCACCUUUCAAAGCAGCCAUCAAACCUGGGUUUGACCCUAGCAAGGUGACAGCCAGUGGCCCAGGUCUGGAACGAGGCAAGGUCAAUGAGUCCGGAUCCUUCACCGUGGACUGCUCCAAGGCUGGGGAAGCAGAACUGACCAUUGAGAUCAUCUCAGAAUCUGGCGUCAAGGCUGAGGUGCACAUCCAGAACAACAGCGAUGGCACCUACUCCAUCACCUACAUACCCGCCUUCCACGGCAUGUACACCAUCACCAUCAAGUAUGGCGGACACUCCGUGCCCAAGUUCCCAGCUCGUGUCCAGGUGGACCCUGCCGUCAACACUAGUGGGAUCAAGGUUUACGGACCCGGAGUUGAACCACGGGGUGUUCUUCGUGAAGUUACCACUGAAUUCACUGUGGAUGCUCGUGCACAAACCAAGACUGGCGGAAACCACGUGAAAGCAAGAAUUGUUAACCCUUCAGGUGGCAAAACAGACACCUACAUCAGUGACAAAGGGGACGGGACUUACAGGGUGGAGUACACAGCCUAUGAAGAUGGUAUUCAUGUGAUAGAAGUGCUUUAUGAUGAUGUGGCUGUUCCCAAGAGCCCCUUCAGGGUGGGCGUUGCUGAGGGCUGUGAUCCUACGCGUGUCAGAGCCUUUGGACCCGGUUUGGAGGGAGGCCUUGUCAACAAACCCAAUCGCUUCACCGUGGAAACCAGGGGGGCAGGUACAGGUGGCCUCGGCUUGGCUAUUGAGGGCCCAUCAGAAGCCAAGAUGUCCUGUAAAGAUAACAAAGAUGGCAGCUGUAGUGUGGAGUACAUACCCUUCACUCCAGGAGACUAUGACGUCAACAUUACCUUUGGUGGACGCCCUAUUCCAGGAAGUCCAUUUCGAGUGCCUGUCAAGGAGGUAGUGGAUCCCAGCAAAGUGAAGUGCUCUGGCCCUGGCCUGGGCACCGGAGUGCGAGCCCACAUCCCACAGACCUUCACUGUCGACAGCAGUAAGGCCGGUCUUGCACCACUGGAGGUGCUCUUGCUUGGGCCUGGAGGAGUGGCAGAGCCUGUUGAUAUCAAAGAUAAUGGAGAUGGCACCCACACAGUUAAGUACACCCCAGCAAUGGAUGGCCCUUACACAGUCACAGUGAAAUACGCUGACCAGGAGGUACCACGCAGCCCAUUCAAGAUUAAGGUUUCGCCCACUCACGAUGCCAGCAAGGUCCGUGCCAGUGGACCAGGUCUCAAUGCGUCCGGGGUUCCAGCCAGCUUGCCAGUGGAGUUCACUAUCGAUGCCAGGGAUGCAGGGGAGGGUCUCCUCACUGUCCAGAUCCUUGAUCCUGAAGGAAAACCCAAAAAAGCAAACAUUCGGGACAAUGGGGAUGGAACGUACACAGUAUCAUAUGUGCCUGAUAUGACAGGACGGUAUACCAUCACCAUCAAGUAUGGCGGUGAUGAGAUUCCAUACUCCCCAUACCGUAUUCAUGCAUUGCCAACUGGAGAUGCCAGCAAGUGCCUGGUGACAGUAUCAAUUGGAGGACAUGGUCUGGGAACUGGUCUGGGACCCACCAUUCAGAUUGGUGAAGAGACCGUGAUCACGGUUGAUGCAAAGGCCGCUGGCAAGGGAAAGGUUACGUGCAAGGUGUCGACCCCUGACGGGGCUGAGUUGGACGUUGAUGUGGUGGAAAACUCAGACGGGACGUUUGAUAUUUACUACACUGCUCCAGAACCAGGCAAAUACGUCAUCACCAUCCGCUUUGGGGGAGAGCAUAUUCCUAAUAGCCCCUUCCAUGUGGUGGCGUGUGACACCAUUCCCAUUAUUGAAGAACCAUGUGACAUGCUGCAGUUACACCAGCCCUACGUACCCUACACUGGCUAUCCAUCCCAUUGGGCGACAGAGGAACCCAUUGCCCCAGUUGAUGUCAUAGAGUCCAUGCUUAGGCCUUUCAAUUUGGUCAUUCCUUUUACUGUCCAAAAAGGAGAGAUUACAGGUGAAGUGCGUAUGCCUUCAGGCAAGACAGCCCGUCCGAAUAUAACUGACAACAAAGAUGGAACUGUCACUGUGAAAUAUGCCCCAACGGAAAAGGGACUGCAUGAAAUGGAUAUUAAGUAUGAUGGAAACCAUAUUCCUGGAAGUCCACUGCAGUUUUAUGUGGAUGCCAUCAACAGUGGUCACGUGACUGCUUACGGGGCAGGCUUAAGCCACGGAAUGGUGAACAAACCAGCCACGUUCACUAUUGUUACAAAGGAUGCUGGAGAAGGUGGUCUGUCCCUUGCUGUUGAAGGCCCCUCUAAAGCUGAGAUCACCUGUAAGGACAACAAGGAUGGCACUUGCACUGUCUCCUACCUCCCCACGUCACCUGGCGAUUACAACAUUAUUGUCAAGUUUGACGACAAACAUAUCGCAGGAAGCCCCUUUACUGCAAAGAUCACAGGGGAUGAUUCCAUGAGAACAUCCGAGCUCAAUGUUGGCACUGCAACGGAUGUCUCUUUGAAGAUCACAGAGACAGAUCUGAGUUCCUUAACAGCAAGUAUCAGAGCGCCGUCUGGCAAUGAGGAGCCUUGUCUGCUGAAGAGAUUGCCAAACAGGCAUAUUGGCAUUUCGUUCACUCCCAAGGAAGUUGGAGAGCAUGUGGUUAGUGUAAAGAAGAACAGCAAGCAUGUCACUAACAGCCCCUUCAAAAUCAUGGUGGGUCAGUCAGAAAUUGGAGAUGCCAGCAAAGUGAAGGUUUCAGGAAAAGGGUUGGUGGAAGGUCAUACCUUUGAGGUGUCUGAGUUUAUUGUGGAUACUAGGAAUGCAGGUUAUGGGGGUCUAGGUUUGUCAAUCGAAGGUCCAAGCAAAGUUGACAUAAACUGUGAAGAUGUUGAGGAUGGAACUUGUAAGGUGACGUACUGUCCAACGGAGCCUGGCAACUACAUCAUCAACAUCAAAUUUGCUGACAAGCAUGUACCCGGCAGUCCAUUUACGGUGAAGGUGACUGGGGAGGGGCGUAUGAAGGAGAGCAUUACCAGGAAGAGACAGGCUCCCUCCAUUGCCACAGUUGGCAGCACCUGCGACCUCAACCUCAAAAUUCCAGGGAACUGGUUCCAGAUGGUGUCAGCCCAGGAGCGUCUGACACGCACUUUCACACGCAGUAGCCACACCUACACACGCACUGAGCGCACCGAGAUCAGCAAAACUCGGGCCGGGGAGACCAAGAGGGAGGUCAGGGUGGAGGAGUCCACGCAGGUUGGAGGAGAUCCCUUCCGCGAUGUCUUUGGAGAGUUCCUUGGCCGUGAGAGCCUGGGAACCUUCACUGGCAUUCCCAGACCAGAGGGAGAAGCUGGGUCUCAGGAGAUGACAGCCCAGGUCACCAGCCCGUCAGGGAAGACUGAUGAUGCAGAGAUCAUUGAGGGAGAGGACAGCACCUACAGCGUGCGCUUUGUGCCUCAGGAGAUGGGUCCCCAUACUGUGAAUGUGAAGUACAGGGGGCAGCAUGUGCCUGGCAGCCCCUUCCAGUUUACUGUGGGGCCCCUGGGUGAGGGCGGCGCCCACAAGGUCAGGGCAGGUGGCACCGGCCUGGACCGAGGGGUGGCUGGAGUUGCAGCUGAGUUCAGUAUCUGGACCCGAGAGGCAGGCGCAGGUGGUCUCUCUAUAGCAGUAGAAGGCCCAAGCAAAGCUGAGAUUUCAUUUGAAGACAGAAAAGACGGCUCAUGUGGCGUUUCUUAUGUCGUUCAGGAGCCUGGUGAUUAUGAGGUUUCAAUCAAGUUUAAUGAUGAACACAUCCCAGACAGUCCGUUUAUUGUACCAGUAGCCACUCUUUCUGAUGAUUCCAGAAGACUUACUGUAACCAGUCUUCAGGAGACCGGAUUAAAGGUCAACCAACCAGCAUCCUUUGCUGUGCAGCUGAACGGAGCCAGAGGAGUGAUUGAUGCCAAGGUCCACACGCCCUCUGGUGCUGUGGAAGAGUGCUAUGUCUCAGAACUGGACAGUGAUAAGUAUGCAAUCCGCUUCAUUCCACACGAGAAUGGCGUCCACUCCAUUGAUGUGAAGUUCAAUGGGAGCCACAUCCCAGGAAGUCCCUUCAAGAUCCGAGUGGGAGAGCCAGGCCAGGCAGGAGACCCGGGGCUCGUCUCGGCGUAUGGACCAGGGCUUGAGGGAGGAACAACAGGAGUGCCUUCUGAAUUUGUAGUUAACACCUGUAACGCUGGAUCUGGGGCCCUGUCAGUCACUAUUGAUGGCCCAUCCAAGGUUAAAAUGGACUGCAAUGAGUGUCCAGAGGGGUAUAAGGUUAUAUACACACCAAUGGCUCCUGGUAAUUACCUGAUAUCUAUCAAAUAUGGUGGACCUCAACACAUCGUGGGGAGCCCCUUUAAAGCAAAGGUCACAGGUGCUCGUCUAUCUGGAGGUCACAGCUUGCAUGAAACGUCAACAGUGCUGGUGGAAACAGUCACCAAAUCAGCCACAGUGGGGGGCUAUGGAGCCAUGCCCAAGUUCUCAUCUGACGCCACUAAAGUUGUGUCACGGGGGGCGGGCCUGUCCAAGGCUUUUGUAGGACAGAAAAACACGUUCACAGUAGACUGCAGUAAAGCAGGCACAAACAUGCUUAUGGUCGGCGUCCACGGUCCAAAGACUCCAUGUGAAGAGGUGUACGUCAAACACAUGGGCAACAGAAUGUACAACGUAACAUACACUGUCAAAGAAAAGGGGGACUACAUUCUUAUUGUCAAGUGGGGCGAUGAAAAUGUUCCAGGGAGCCCUUUCCACGUCACCGUACCUUAAAUAACUAAUGGACCUACCCCGCGACGCACUAAAUAAUGCAAAGAAGAGAAGAUACAUUUUAAACAAUGUGCCAGAUCUUUCGAUUCAGAUUAUUUUUACAAGCACGCAGUAUUGACAUCACAGGAAGAAAGUGCAUACUAAAAAAUAGGUCACCCUCAUUUUCUUUCUGCCUUUUUUUUAAAAAUAAGUUGAACCCUUAUACUAAAUUGUUCUUUUUUUGUCAUAUUUGUAUGUUUAUUUUGGAGAAUAAAUAAAUCUGUAGCUUAAAGUGAUUGGUUAAUUUUUUCCAGCUGAUAUUGGCCAAGCAUGAUCAACUGUUAAACAUUUUCUUAAACUGAAGGGGAUUCUUUUAAAUUCCAAGGAUAUACGUUUGUUUUUUGCUUCACUAAUGUAAACAGAAUGCAUUGCAAGUUUAAUUAGCAGAAAUAACUAAUACCUUGUCUUUAAGUAGACAUGUGUUAAUAAGCACAUACAGGCCAAUACAAGCUUGAGAAGGGAAAUGUCACUCUAAACAGGUCACUGUCAGGGUAAUGUGGAUAUUUGUAGGGUUUAAUUUAUUUAAUGAAAAGUUAUUUUCAUUGUUUUUGUGAACAGAAAUUCAAUGUAGAGAAACAUUUAUGGAUUCAGUGAUUAAGGUGUAUGGAAAUGAUGACAUUUAUAAAUAAAUAAAUACAUAAAUAACAAAAAUAUUAAACACAUAAAACUGCUGACAGUGACCUCUUACUGUGCCCUGACCCACUUACAGAGAAUGUGAUUGGUCAGAGAGAAUUCAGUUGCUGCAUUGAGAACAGUAUUACAGAGUGCCAUUUUAUAGUGUUUUUGUAUGUAUUAAAAAUGAAAAAUCUAAUUGUUUGAUAUAAUAACCUAUUGUUUGGUAAGAUCUUGCAGACAAAAAUAAAGUGUAACGGCUAGCUUGCCACAAAAACAUUA
This is a messenger RNA of Polyodon spathula (Mississippi paddlefish), 9728 nucleotides long. RefSeq names its product filamin-C. The transcript has 49 exons. Lineage: Eukaryota; Metazoa; Chordata; Actinopteri; Acipenseriformes; Polyodontidae. Gene Ontology annotation, biological process: actin cytoskeleton organization. The record is from RefSeq and is a predicted model, not a curated record. Gene Ontology annotation, molecular function: actin filament binding. Bases 489 to 8798 code for a protein of 2769 amino acids.